Messenger RNA from Sodiomyces alkalinus F11, 888 nucleotides. Its product is annotated as chitin synthase export chaperone. The record is from RefSeq and is a predicted model, not a curated record. Lineage: Eukaryota; Fungi; Ascomycota; Sordariomycetes; Glomerellales; Plectosphaerellaceae. Gene Ontology annotation, cellular component: endoplasmic reticulum membrane. Bases 1 to 888 code for a protein of 295 amino acids. Gene Ontology annotation, biological process: protein folding. The transcript is spliced from 5 exons.
AUGGGGUCAACAGAAUUCGGCAACUUUAAUAACUUCUGUCGAGAUUCGACACUGCCAGUUUGCAAUGUGCUUUCCAGCCAGCACGACCAGCAAGGGCCAUGGGGUGGCUGCGAGCUCACGGGUAUCCCAUUGCCUAAUGAUCAAAAAAUCGGGAACCUGGGUUCGAUUAUUUUUGCUGCUCUUGCCAUCUUGGUCAGCGUAUACCUUGUGUGGAGGUCAGACAGGAAGAGGGCAGCCGUUGGCAGAAGGGAAAUGCAAUUGUUCCUCGUCGGAUACCUUAUCAUAUCGAUAGCCGAAGUGUUCACUGUUGGAGAGUUUCCCUUGCCGGACACUGUUCGCAUUGCUUUUACCGGCAUCCACAUUGGUAUGAUCAUUGCGACGACCUGGAUCCUCAUGCUUAACGCAAUCGUGGGUUACCAAAUCGUUGACGACGGCACCCCGCUCUCACUCGGCUUGAUGCUGCUUUCGGCCGCCAUUCUUCUGGGCGGUACGCUUUACAUCACCCUCGACACGGGCUUCCGUUGGACCGGUUACUGGAAUUCGAGCUGGGAAUUGCCCAACCGCAACAUCGCCCUAUACGUGCUGUACCAGCUCGUGCCUCUCGUCUUCCUCGUCGCCUUCUUUGUCCUCGAGACGAUUCUGGUCCUGCGUAUCCUGGGCGAGACGAGACCUAUGAUCUACCUGACCGCCGCGCUCCUCCUAUUCGCCAUCGGUCAGAUCUUCAACUACGUUGUCAGCAGCCACAUCUGCAGGGGGACCAACGGUGCCAUUGACGGCGCUCUCUUUCAAACGCUAUUCACCCUCUUGUCCGUCGUCAUGGUUUGGGUUUUCUGGUCCAGCAUCACCGAGGAUGACUGGCCCAUGCCGGUUGGCAGCACAUACCCUUAG